GGAAGCAUCUAGAAGCGUCCUGAGCGGGCUUUGAGAAUGGAAAAGCACAAAGUGCUGGACCAGCUCCUGGAUGAGCUGCAGCGCUUUCUGAAGGUUCUGGACGGGGAGAACCUGAGCGGCAAUGCGACGGCGCAGAAAGGUGUUCUGUCGGACCUGCUGCAGUCCUACCGGUCCUCCAGUGGUGGCGAUGAGGAGUACAUCUACAUGAACAAAGUCCACAUCCUGAGGAACCAGGACAUAUGUGACAGAGAGCUUACAUCACUGAUGGAGACCAAUGGGAGCCCAGGAAAACAUGUGUCUGCUCCACAGAAGAGCCUGCCAGAUCUGCCCACUGCCAGAACAAGUGUGGCAGGGAGAGAGCCCUUUCCCCUGCCUCCUGUCCCAGCUCCUGCGUUUCUGGAGUCUCCUGAGGGGUACUAUGAGGAGGCUCAGCCCUAUGACCUGACCCUUAACGAGGACGCUGAGGCUGUUAGCAGCUCAUACGAGUCGUAUGACGAAGAGGAAAUGAGCAAAGGCAAAUCGGCUGCACAACACCAGUGGCCUUCCACUGAGGCCUCCAUCGAGCUGAUGAAGGACGCGCGGAUCUGCGCUUUCCUCUGGAGGAAGAAGUGGUUGGGCCAGUGGACCAAACAGCUGUGUGUCAUUCGAGAGAACCGUCUCCUGUGCUAUAAAAGCUCUAAGGACCAGACUCCGCUGCUGGACGUCAGUUUGGUGGCCUGCAGUGUUAUCUAUAAGGAGAAACAGCCGAAGAGGAGAGAGCACAAACUGAAGAUCAUCCCUCAGGGAGGAGAAGCCAUUGUUCUGGGUCUUCAGAGCAAAGAACAGACUGAACAGUGGCUCAAGGUGAUCCAGGAGAUUAGUCCUAAAUCUACUGAGGGGACGGAGGUUUCUGACUCUCCCAGACUCAUCUGCACUAAGGGUGAGCUGACAGAGAGACACUCCAUGGCCUCAGAGAGUGGGAGCAGUACGGACAGCCACGCUGACCUGACUGACAGUAAAGAUGUUAAGAAGAAACAUGGGCCUGGUCUGAAGUUCAGCAAUCUAAUGAACAUUGGGAAGAAAAAAGUUUCAUCUUUGGAAAGCCCAGAGAAGAAUAUAGAAACAUCUGGUUACCUGAAUGUCCUGGUAAACAGUCAGUGGCGGACCCGUUGGUGCCUUGUUAAGAACCGGCAGCUCUGGUUCUAUCAGGACAAGGGCAAAGGCAAAGUGGUUCAGCAGCCCGUGGCCCUGGAGGGCUGUAUGGUUCUCCCUGACCCCAGCCCUGAACACCUCUACUCCUUCCGUAUUCAGAUGGCUGGAGAGGAGCUGGCCACUCUGGAGGCCAAGUCAUCUACUGACAUGGGACACUGGCUGGGGUUGCUGUUGUCACAGACGGGAACCAGAACCGACCCAGCAGAACUGACAUAUGAUUAUGUGAACUCAGAGAGGAUAUCCAGCAUCCUCAAUGCAGCUAGAACCUCCAUGUACCUGAUGCAGAGAAGAUUCUCAGAGCCCAACACAUACAUAGACAGCCCCCCCUCAGACCCCCAGGGCACAGACGACAUCUACGAUGAUGUGGCAUCCAUAGGAAAUGACCAGGAGGAGGAGGAUGAGGAGAGCACAGGUGAGGUCGCUGUGUGUGUGGACCAGGAGCAGGACGACAAAACCAGGGUGUAUCUGGACCUGGCCCCAGUCCGAUCUUUCCUCCACACGUCCUCAGGAAGAGGGUCUCCCCAGACCUCCCAGUCCCAAAACAGAGAUCCCAGUACCCCACCAGCCCCCACUGAAGAAUGGCAAGACCCCAAAGACCAGGACACGUCACCUGACCAGUCUCAAUGUGACUCUACCCUGUCCACGGGCCCCAAAGACCUUCCUGAUACCCCAAAAGUUAACUGUGACCCCCCACCUUCCCCCGGUCUCCAAACCCAAAGGUCCAGCGGCAGUCAGGAGGGUCUGAGAAAAGCCCCCACCAGCUCCCCACAGUCGAACCCACAGUCACACCUCCCCACACACACACCCCAAAGCCCUCCCACCCUUAGAGGAAGAGCGCCCAGCACAGACAGGCUGAAAGCCCCGCUCACAGUAUCUUCAGGGUCAAUCGAGGUGAAGCUGGGAAAAAACCGGACAGAAGCUGAUGUACGGCGCUUCACCGAUGAACGAGACCGGCUAGAGAGAGAGAGGGAGGAGGUGAAGAGCUCACUGGCCACACUGAGGAAAGAACGACGAGAAGCCAAAGAAGAGCUGAGCUCUUGCCAAGACCCCACCCAGCAGGCAUCUCUGGAGGCGUACCUAAAGCAGAAGGAGGAGGCUUGUCGGGAGGCGGAGCAUCGGCGUGUGGAGGUGGAGCUCAGGUUGGUGGAGGUGAAGGAGAGUCUGAGGAAGGUGGAGGCGGGACCCUUUACACUUGGCACCACAGUGGACAGUGGUAUCCUGGACUCACCCACGCCUAAGACAACAUCAGCGGCUCCUGUUCGACCCCCCAGUCCUUCCCCAGUCAAUAAUGGCGAGACAUCUCCCAUCAACUGUGCGACAGCGCUGAAGAGCAGACCCCCGUCCAUCAUGGCCCCAAGUAAAGGAAACGUCCUGCAGAAGGCAAAGGAAUGGGAGAAGAAGGGCUCGACUUAAGAGUGGACACAGAAAUACCCAAUGCUUUUUCCUGACCCCGGACUUUCUAAGGGUGUUUGUUCAGGACAG
Messenger RNA from Chanos chanos (milkfish), 2673 nucleotides. It is a transcript of the gene afap1l2, whose product is annotated as actin filament associated protein 1-like 2. The record is from RefSeq and is a predicted model, not a curated record. The coding region runs from base 37 to 2604 and encodes 855 amino acids. Gene Ontology annotation, biological process: regulation of mitotic cell cycle; positive regulation of interleukin-8 production; inflammatory response. Gene Ontology annotation, molecular function: SH3 domain binding; SH2 domain binding. The transcript is spliced from 19 exons. Gene Ontology annotation, cellular component: cytosol. Lineage: Eukaryota; Metazoa; Chordata; Actinopteri; Gonorynchiformes; Chanidae.